This is a messenger RNA of Leptopilina boulardi, 1256 nucleotides long. RefSeq names its product pro-resilin-like. Lineage: Eukaryota; Metazoa; Arthropoda; Insecta; Hymenoptera; Figitidae. The transcript has 4 exons. Gene Ontology annotation, cellular component: extracellular matrix. The coding region runs from base 102 to 896 and encodes 264 amino acids. The record is from RefSeq and is a predicted model, not a curated record.
AAACUGUAACAAAGAAUCGUUAGGCUAUAUAUAAGCAUCAUCGAAGAUCAUCUUCUCAGUUCGCUUAGACUCUUCAGUAUAACAUACACAUAUACAACAAUAUGGAUCACUUUCAGUUCACGAGCCUAAUUUUGGCGGUGUCAUUUAUUAGUGUUAGUGUAUCGGGAGGACUUCUUCCAGACGGUGGAACUGGUGGAUAUCAAUAUAAUCGACCAAAUGUAGGUUUUGGUGGUGAUAAUAGAUUUGGAGUAUUUGGUGGUAAUAAUGGUGCAUUUGGAGGAAGACCCACGUCAACGUAUGGAGUACCUGGAUUUAAUAAUGGAUUUAAUGGACCAAUAGCAGGUGGAUUUGGUGGAAGACCCUCUGGAUAUUAUGGAACACCUGGUUAUAAUUCAGGACUCAAUGGUGGUUAUCAGGGAGUUGGUGCCUAUCAAGGUGGCUAUUCUAACGAUGGUAGCUAUCAAGGAUACAACGGUGACAAUGGCAGACCACAGCCGUACAGUUUCCAAUAUGAGGUACGUGAUCCACCUAGUGGCAACGACUAUGGCCAACAAGAGAGUAGCGAUGGAAAUGUCGUUCGAGGCGAAUACCGGGUUUUGCUGCCCGAUUCGAGAACUCAAAUCGUAAAAUACACUGCUUCCGAUGUAAACGGUUACAACGCAGAUGUUCAAUAUGAGGGUCAAGCCCAGUUUCCAAGGGUUGGAGGUGGCAUUGGCGGUGGUAGUACAACGGGCUCAUUCCCAAUUGGUGGUACCGGGUAUCAAGGAGGAUUUGGCGGUGGAUACCAGGGUGGGAGGGGUGGAUUUGGAGGACCUGCAGGUGGAUUCGGAGGCGGAAUCUUUGGAAAUGGGCCGAGCAAUCAAUAUUUACCCCCUGACAAUGGAUAUGGAAAAUAAUCGCAUAAGGCGACAAUUUAUUUAUUUAUUUGCAAAUUUUUUUUUUUUAAUUUUUUUGAAUAAUAAUCAACAUAUAGAUUUUAUUUUCAAAUCAUUCAUCCUUUUUAAAAAACAUUUUUAUCUCAUACAUUCAUCUUUCGUUCAAAAAAAAAAAAAAAUCACGAUUUUUUUUUCUUAAUAUUUUUUUUUUUUCAUUUAAUUUAAUAUUUAGAGUUAAAAAAAAAAUGUAAUUAUAUACAAAAUAUACGCUUGAGUAAGUUAAUUAAUAAUGUGAAGAUAAAUUAUCGUUUAUAUAUAUUAUAUGUAUAUUUAUGUAUUUUAGUCGAUAAAAAAAAAUAAAUAAAUGCAUUAGUUCUGAAA